UCGCCGCGCAGGCCCCACGCCCUCCUCUUUGGGGAAGAAGCGGUCGCGGCCGGCGCGGACGGUGGGACGCCCCGCUCCUGCUCCUGACUCACCGCUGUUCGCUCUCGCGGAGGAACAAGUCGGUCAGGAAGCCGCGCCGCAGCCAUGGCUUUUAAAGACACCGGGAAGACGCCCGUGGAACCGGAGGUGGCGAUUCACCGAAUUCGAAUUACUCUAACCAGCCGCAACGUGAAAUCUUUGGAGAAGGUGUGUGCCGACUUGAUCAGAGGCGCCAAGGAGAAGAAUCUGAAAGUGAAAGGACCGGUUCGGAUGCCCACCAAGACUCUGAGAAUCACUACUAGAAAAACUCCUUGCGGUGAAGGUUCGAAGACCUGGGACCGGUUUCAGAUGCGGAUCCACAAGCGGCUCAUUGAUCUGCACAGUCCUUCCGAGAUUGUGAAGCAGAUCACCUCCAUCAGUAUUGAGCCGGGAGUGGAGGUCGAAGUGACCAUUGCAGAUGCUUAAAGCAGCCUUUUUAAUAAAUUGAUUAUCUGUUAA
Messenger RNA from Suricata suricatta (meerkat), 537 nucleotides. RefSeq names its product ribosomal protein S20 (gene RPS20). Gene Ontology annotation, molecular function: RNA binding; structural constituent of ribosome. Bases 145 to 504 code for a protein of 119 amino acids. The record is from RefSeq and is a predicted model, not a curated record. Gene Ontology annotation, biological process: translation. Gene Ontology annotation, cellular component: cytosolic small ribosomal subunit; ribosome. NCBI's taxonomy places the organism in Eukaryota, Metazoa, Chordata, Mammalia, Carnivora, Herpestidae. The transcript is spliced from 4 exons.